This is a messenger RNA of Centropristis striata (black sea bass), 1380 nucleotides long. It is a transcript of the gene ormdl1, whose product is annotated as ORMDL sphingolipid biosynthesis regulator 1. The transcript is spliced from 4 exons. Bases 112 to 573 code for a protein of 153 amino acids. Lineage: Eukaryota; Metazoa; Chordata; Actinopteri; Perciformes; Serranidae. Gene Ontology annotation, biological process: ceramide metabolic process; negative regulation of ceramide biosynthetic process; intracellular sphingolipid homeostasis. Gene Ontology annotation, cellular component: endoplasmic reticulum membrane. The record is from RefSeq and is a predicted model, not a curated record.
UACGUGCUGCUGUCUGCGCUGAGCUGCACACAUCAACAAGGAGAUAAACCAUUUCUCUCCAUAGCUGUUUGUUUCUAUAAAUACCUCCACUGCUCGCUACUACCUACCAGAAUGAAUGUGGGUGUGGCACACAGUGAGGUGAACCCAAACACUCGGGUCAUGAACAGCCGGGGGAUCUGGCUGACCUAUGCGCUGGGUGUUGGAAUACUUCACAUCGUGCUCUUGAGCAUCCCCUUCUUCAGUGUGCCGGUGGUGUGGACUCUAACUAAUGUCAUACACAACUUUGGGAUGUAUGUCUUUAUGCAUGCAGUGAAGGGAACACCCUUUGAGACCCCUGACCAGGGGAAAGCCAGACUUCUUACACACUGGGAACAGCUCGACUACGGCGUGCAGUUCACCUCAUCUAGAAAGUUCUUCACCAUCUCCCCAAUCAUUCUAUACUUCCUGGCAAGUUUCUACACAAAGUACGACACCACACACUUCGUCAUAAACACUGCCUCACUUUUAAGCGUCCUGAUCCCCAAGCUGCCGCAGCUACACGGAGUGAGGAUUUUCGGCAUCAACAAGUAUUAAGUUAUUGUAAAUGCUGUGCCUCAUAGCGACACAAGUUAAUUCCUGUGUAGUCCGUACAGCCGAUGUGUGUACCGAGUCUUACAGUUUGUGUAAACGUCACUAUCGUCGUUUAGAUAUAUCAGGUUUAAAAUGAAAUGUUUAAAAUAAAUAAAUAAGAGGCAGGAGUAGGUUUGUAGGUGACAGGAUGCCAUAUGCAUUACUAACAUGUGAAUAUUUAAUGAUGUAUUUUUGGCCUGCGUAGACCUGGGCUGGCCCAGGCAUCAGUGAGGCUUUUUUUUUUUUUCUUCUUUGCCCUCAAUUGAGAGAGUAUGAGUCUGUUUGUAGCCACAAAGAUGUCCCAAAUGUAUUUUUCAAAGACGUUUACUUCCUAAGGGUAGGGGCCUGUGGCUCGUUGUUUAUUGGUACACUCUCAUUUUGUAAUGGGUGUCAAACUUAUUCAUGCUGAGUGAAGAAUGGAAUCAUACUCUUUAUUUGCACGAUUUCCUGGCUAUGUGAAUCAUUUCUCGUUUGUAACUCAAUCAAAAACAGGGCAGGCUUCUUUUUUUCCUUGUACAGUUUUUUUUUUGUUUGUGAAUGUUGUGUGUUAAAGAAAAAGUCCCGUGUGUAGAAAUGAGACAGAUGAUUGUUGUCUGGUUAAGUGUUUACUGAGGGAGGUCUAGUGUCUCUGUGAUCAACUUACAUUCAUGUAGCUGCUCUCUUUAGAUUUUGACUUUUUGCUAUCAUCAAGGCAGCUAGUCCUGCUUUGUUUGGCCAUAGCUCUUGAUAUUUCUUGUUCUUAAUCUUAUUAAAAAUGUUUGUGCCCUCAAA